AUGCGAUUGUUGUUUGCAGUUAUUGCUGUUCUAGCAUUGGUAUUGUUAUUCUGUGAGGGUGGAGAAGCAUGGUGGUGGAAUAGAAGAAGGUCCCCAUCUCCUGUCCAUUGUAGUGUGUCAGCAUGGACUUCUUGGAAUGGAUGCUCCAAGUCAUGUGGUGGAGGGCAAUCAGUUAGAACGAGAACAAUCACAAGAAACAGAGCGCAUGGGGGACAUGCUUGUCCUGCUCUGCGCCAAACUAAAGCUUGCAACACACAUAAAUGUCCUGUACCAUGUCUUUUUUCUGGAUGGGCUAGUUGGGGUACAUGUUCAAAAACAUGCGGUGCAGGUCAAACUCUUAGGACAAGGACCAUAACAAGACACCCUGCCCAUGGAGGUAGUGCCUGUCCCACUUUACGUGAAUCAAAAGCUUGCAAUAUUCGAACAUGUCCUGUUCCUUGUCUUGUUUCUGGAUGGGCUAGUUGGGGUACAUGUUCCAAGACAUGCGGUGCAGGUCAAACUAUUAGGACAAGGACCAUAACAAGACACCCUGCCCAUGGAGGUAGUGCCUGUCCCACUUUACGUGAAUCAAAAGCUUGCAAUAUUCGAACCUGUCCUGUUCCUUGUCUUGUUUCUGGAUGGGCUAGUUGGGGUACAUGUUCCGAGACAUGCGGUGCAGGUCAAACUAUUAGGACAAGGACCAUAACAAGACACCCUGCCCAUGGAGGUAGUGCCUGUCCCACUUUACGUGAAUCAAAAGCUUGCAAUAUUCGAACAUGUCCUGUUUCUUGUCUUGUUUCUAUUUGGACUGGUUGGGACACAUGUUCCAAGACAUGCGGUGAGGGUGAGACAAUCAGAACAAGGAACAUUACAAGACCCUCUGCUCAUGGAGGAGCGUCCUGUCCUGCUUUGCGCCAAGCAAAAGUUUGCGAUGUCAGAAAAUGCCCUGUACCAUGUCUGGUUUCUGAUUGGCAACAUUGGUCUGCAUGUUCCAAAUCCUGUGGUGUUGGUGUAGCAAUUAGAUCAAGGAACAUAACAAGACACCCCGCACAUGGAGCGCCUAGCUGCCCUGCUUUGCAACAAAACAAAACCUGCAAUCUUCGAACAUGUCCUGUGCCAUGUCUCAUUUCUGAUUGGACUGGUUGGGGAAUGUGUUCAAAGACAUGUGGUGCGGGUGAAUCUAUUAGGACAAGGAACAUUACCCAAAAUGCUGCUCAUGGAGCUCCAAGCUGUCCUGCUCUGCAACAAACAAAAGUUUGCAAUAUACGGAAGUGUCCGGUGCCUUGCAUUGUUUCUGAUUGGAAUGAUUGGUCUGCAUGUUCAAAAAGCUGUGGUGACGGUGAGUCGAUCAGGAUAAGGAAUAUUACCAGACACCCAGCACAUGGAGCACCUAGCUGCCCUGUUUUGCGCGAAUCAAACCCUUGCCAUAUUCGGCCAUGUCCUGUUGCUUGUGCAGUUUCUGGGUGGACUGCUUGGGAUGCAUGUUCCAAAACUUGCGACGAGGGUGUGUCAAAUAGAACGAGAAACAUCACAAUUCACCCUGCUCAUGGAGGGAGACCUUGCCCCAAUUUGCAACAAAGUAAACCUUGUCACAUCCGAAAGUGUCCUGUGCCUUGUCUAGUUUCUGAUUGGGAAAGCUGGUCUACAUGUUCUAAGCACUGUGGGGGUGGUCAUUCAAUUAGGACAAGAAACAUUAUAAGAUACCCUCUUUAUGGUGGACCUGGUUGUCCAGCUUUAAGUCAGAUAAAAACUUGCAAUACUCAAGCAUGUCCCAUGACAUGUUCUGUUUCUGAAUGGGCUCAUUGGAGCAGGUGCUCCAAGACUUGUGAUGGGGGUCAGUUGAUUAGGACAAGGAACAUCACUGUACACCCAGGUCAUGGGGUAGCUUCUUGCCCUGCUUUACGACAAACACAAAAUUGUAAUUCCCAAGCAUGCCCAGUGCCGGUGACAUGUCAAUGGAGCCCAUGGAGUGCAUGGUCGAGCUGUGAUCCUUGCUUUCCAGGAGGAAGGAGCAAAUUCAGAACUAUUACAACACCAGCAAUGUUCAAUGGGGCACAGUGUACUGGAUCGAGAGCUCUUGCAGAUUUUUCCUGUAAAACAACACACACUUGCAUAGAAAAAACUUGUCCAGCUGCCAUGUUUUCUUGCAUUGAUGGUCUUGGUUGUAUUUCUAAAACACUUCUCUGCAAUGGUGACAAUGACUGCACUGACCGCUCAGAUGAAAAACAUUGUUCUAAUGUCACCAUUCACCCACCUUGUGGGAAGGAAAAAUACACAGACAUUCCAAACAUUGAUAUCGCUGGAGCUGGGUUUAAUCUCAUAAAAGCGCAAGAAGAAGGCAUGAUCAUGGACAAUCGAAAAUAUGAUGGGCGAUGCUCAACCGUGAAAAGUGGUGACAUAGGAGAACGCUUUAGAAAACCAGCAAAUGUGCAAUUUUAUCGGUUUCAAGCACGAACACAUUCAUCCUUUUACGUAAAGUCCUAUCAAUCAGCAAAGGCCUACAUGAAAGAUUUACGAGCAUCCACUGCACGUAAACUUAGCGCUGGUGUCUCAUACACAGAUCCAUCUCUAGUUAGUGUAUCCAUGAAGGUUGGUAACUCCAACAGUCGCAAGUCAAGAUUAGCGGUUACUUUUGGAACAAACUUUGAUUCCAAGUUUUUUACAGUAUAUAGCACUGUACAAGUUGCACAAUUUAGAAUGGUUCGUCAUAAUCUUCUCCUUUCAUACGAGUUCCGACGACGAUUGAAGCAACUGCCAGAUGAUUUUGAUUACACGAAAUAUGCUCAAAUAAUUUCUGACUUUGGCACCCAUUUCUACUCAUGGGGCGUUCUGGGUGGUAGGUAUGAGUAUGUGUACCGGUAUUCCAAGAGAGAUCUACGUAGGUCAAGACUCACAGACCAUCAGCAAAAAUCUUGUUUGUCAACUGAAGCUGGCAUAUCUUUUCUCGGCUCUGGCGGCAGUAUUGGUUCAUCCAACUGUAAAACAAAUGGGCUGUCAAAAAAACAUGGAGGAAGUUUCACUCGAUCUGCUACCAAUGCUAUUUCUAAUGUGAUUGGUGGUAAAUCCGACAAAGCGGCUUCUCUAAGUUUUUUUUCUGGAAAAACACCGAACAAGUCAAAUUAUAAUGAAUGGGUUAAGACAGUUAAACACCAUCCUGCAAUAAUUGAUUAUAAGCUCUCUCCAAUAUCAUCAGCUGUACCACUUUCAAUGUUGGCGAUUAGAAAAAACUUAGAACGUGCUUUGGUUCUCUAUUUGAAGGAGUAUGACUACUCCAAGUGUAAGGGUAAAUGUGCCCAUGGUGCAACAGUGGUCGUGAAGGAUAAAGGAAAGCUCUGCCAGUGUCUUUGCCCUGCCAACUAUGGUGGCAUUGAUUGCCAUGUUCGUGCAUAAAGCAAUGUUUUUAUUGUUAUAUUUUUGUUCAUUAAGUGGUGAAAGAAAAAAAUGCAUUAAUCAGAAAGUAUUUAUUGCAAUCAUUUGCUUCGGGAUUAUAACAUUAACAAGAAAUAAAUAUACCAACAAAAUAAUAUACUUUUAUAAGCAAUGAGAACAAAAGUAGACAAAUGUUUAGCUAUUCAACUAGUAAUCGGGACACAGUGCAGCAAGCCAAAUUUUUUAUGGUGGUGUUCCAAUAAACUAUGGUGCCACCGCGCCUUUGCUUUUAAAUAACAAUAGGGUUUUCGUGCUGUUUCAUUAAAACUGGGCUCUGUAGUUACAUAUGUAUAGUAUCCAGUUCACAUUAAUAAGUCAUUUAAACUGGAUUUUACUUGCAUACAAAUCCAAUAUUUUAUAAGCUGCAUAUUUUUGUAAAAUAUUUUGGACGAAACGUUUUAAAAUCUUGUGCACAUUCAUUAAUGCUCCGCUCUCUUGAAAUUGACCACUUCUGCGUGGAGUCUAUUUCACGUGACCAAAAGAACUUUU
Messenger RNA from Ciona intestinalis (vase tunicate), 3897 nucleotides. The record is from RefSeq and is a predicted model, not a curated record. NCBI's taxonomy places the organism in Eukaryota, Metazoa, Chordata, Ascidiacea, Phlebobranchia, Cionidae.